AUCCUCUUCUUUUGUACUCUCUCUCUCUGCACCUGUCGUUCUCUGUCCACGGAGAAUCUCCACCGUUCGAUAGCAUCUCUCUUUCUCGUCCCUCUCCUGCUGUCCAUUCCAACCCCACCAUCUUCUCCCCCUCUAAAAACCCAUCAAUACCCAUCUUCUUGCUAGACCAGACCCUCCCAUUUCCAGCCAUUAAAACCCCAUUUCUCGAAACCCUCAAAUCCUCUCUCGUUUCCAUCUGGUUUUCGAUUCCUCAUCUGGGUUUUCGAUCUCCUCUAUUGGGUAUUUCUCUCGCCUUCUCAAAUGCCGGCCUCUUGCGUCGCUUCUCCUCUUUGCACCUGGCUCGUCGCCGCCUGCAUGUCCGUCGCCUGCGAGAAGGACCUAUCGAUCCGACAGUCCUCCGCGUUCCCGUACUCGGAAAGGCUGAGCCGGCGGGCUAGGAGGAAGAAGAGGGCCGAUCGUUGCCCCAGGGACCUGAUGUCGACAUUCUGCGGAUCGAGUCUCCAGGGGCUGAUGAGCUCCUGCCUCGCAUUUGAGCCGUGCGAGGAGUAUUAUAGCUCGAAGGGCUCGUCACUGUUUGGCGAGGUUGGAUUCUCGCUGUUUGGAUCGAAGGUGGGCACCACUCGCCGGGAAAGGCGGAUGAAUCGAGUGGGGGCUGCAGGAAAAGCAAUGAAUGUAGCUGUUCAGCCUGCGAAGGAAGUCUCUGCAAAGAAGAGACCGCUGACAAGGAGAAGGAGGGUUGUUGUGACAGGGAUGGGUGUGGUGACCCCCGUAGGUCACGAGCUAGAUGUGUUCUACAAUAACCUUCUUGAGGGAGUCAGUGGUAUAAGUGAGAUCGAAGCAUUUGACUGUGCCCACUUUCCAACGAGAAUUGCUGGGGAAAUCAAAUCAUUCUCAUCGGAUGGAUUGGUCGCGCCAAAGCUCUCUAAGCGGAUGGAUAAAUUCAUGCUUUACAUGCUUAUUGCUGGCAAGAAAGCAUUGGCGGACGGUGGAAUUACAGAAGAGGUCAUGAAUGAGUUAGACAAAACGAAAUGUGGAGUUCUGAUUGGUUCUGCAAUGGGGGGAAUGAAGGUUUUCAAUGAUGCAAUAGAAGCGUUAAGGGUCUCAUAUAGGAAGAUGAAUCCCUUUUGUGUGCCUUUUGCAACUACUAAUAUGGGAUCGGCAAUGCUUGCAAUGGAUCUGGGAUGGAUGGGGCCAAAUUACUCAAUUUCAACGGCUUGCGCAACAAGCAACUUUUGCAUAUUGAAUGCGGCAAAUCAUAUUAUAAGAGGUGAAGCUGAUGUGAUGCUGUGCGGGGGCUCCGAUGCAGCAAUCAUACCUAUUGGCCUAGGCGGUUUUGUAGCAUGUAGAGCUCUUUCACAGAGAAAUGAUGAUCCAACGAAAGCUUCACGCCCUUGGGAUAUUAAUCGUGAUGGAUUUGUUAUGGGGGAAGGAGCCGGCGUUCUACUCUUAGAAGAACUAGAACAUGCCAAGAAAAGAGGAGCAAACAUAUAUGCGGAGUUUCUUGGUGGAAGCUUCACUUGUGAUGCUUAUCACAUGACCGAGCCUCACCCUGAUGGGACAGGUGUGGUUCUCUGCAUAGAGAAGGCCUUGUCUCAAUCCGGCGUAGCUAGAGAGGAUGUGAACUAUGUAAAUGCCCAUGCUACUUCGACACCAUCUGGUGACCUGAAAGAGUAUCAAGCUCUUACUCGUUGUUUUGGCCAGAAUCCUGAGCUGAGGGUGAACUCUACAAAGUCCAUGAUUGGUCACCUAUUAGGAGCAGCUGGAGCUGUGGAAGCUGUUGCGACCGUACAGGCGAUUCGGACAGGUUGGGUUCAUCCAAAUAUCAAUCUAGAAAACCCUGAGGAAGGCGUGGACCGGAGCGUGCUGGUGGGCCCCAAAAAGGAGAGGCUGGAUAUCAAAGUCGCACUAUCUAAUUCAUUUGGUUUCGGUGGCCACAAUUCCUCCAUCCUGUUUGUACCAUACAAGUGAGUAUGGUGACAACCUCCGACCAUGGUUCAAGCAUUGUAAUCAUUUUGCCUGUAUUGAUUUGUCGGAUGUAUGAGAAGCAACGAGCCCAAAGUUUGGGUUGUGGGUGGUGCCCAGUACAGUUUUUUUUCUUUUUCUUUAAAAGCCCAUCUUCUCUUCUUGUUUGAUAGAGAUUUACAUGUUAGAGAUACGAAGGUAGGGAUUAGACUUGUAACUCUGUAAAAGAAUGGGAAAAAAGGGUGGGAAAUGAAAUCAUCUAGAAACCCAAUAGCUGGUGAUUAGAUGCCAGCAUUUUCCGUCGA
Messenger RNA from Magnolia sinica, 2267 nucleotides. RefSeq names its product 3-oxoacyl-[acyl-carrier-protein] synthase II, chloroplastic-like. Gene Ontology annotation, biological process: fatty acid biosynthetic process. NCBI's taxonomy places the organism in Eukaryota, Viridiplantae, Streptophyta, Magnoliopsida, Magnoliales, Magnoliaceae. Gene Ontology annotation, molecular function: 3-oxoacyl-[acyl-carrier-protein] synthase activity. The record is from RefSeq and is a predicted model, not a curated record. Bases 301 to 1968 code for a protein of 555 amino acids. The transcript is spliced from 13 exons.